This is a messenger RNA of Hibiscus syriacus, 1670 nucleotides long. RefSeq names its product cytochrome P450 71AU50-like. Lineage: Eukaryota; Viridiplantae; Streptophyta; Magnoliopsida; Malvales; Malvaceae. The transcript has 2 exons. Bases 63 to 1550 code for a protein of 495 amino acids. The record is from RefSeq and is a predicted model, not a curated record. Gene Ontology annotation, molecular function: monooxygenase activity; iron ion binding; oxidoreductase activity, acting on paired donors, with incorporation or reduction of molecular oxygen.
AUCACUUCACUCCACAUAUAUUUGUUUGUUUUCGUUGCUUCUCCAAGCUCCUCAUUCCCACAAUGGAAUGGACAAGAACAAUUCUUGCAAUUGCUGCACUUAUCUUCUUCUUCUUCUUUCAAGCCAAAAUUAGGUCUAAAAAUAAGAGGUUACCACCUGGUCCGAGAGGGCUUCCGAUUCUGGGAAGCCUUUUGAUGAUGGGGACCAAACCAUACCAAACUCUUCAACGAUUAGCCCUCCGGUAUGGCCCCAUCAUGCACUUACGCCUCGGCUUGAUGCCGGUAAUCGUCGUCUCGUCCCCGGAAACUGCCGAGCUGUUCCUCAAGACACAUGACGCUGUUUUCGCUAGCAGGCCGCCUCUAGAAGCGUCCAAGUAUAUUAGUUACAAUCAACAGAACUUGAUAUUAGCCCCAUACGGUUCGUACUGGCGCAACAUCCGCAAGAUGUGCACCUUGGAGUUACUCAGUAACCAAAAGAUUAGUUCUUUCAGGUCCAUGAGGAAACAAGAAGCCGAUCUCUUGGUUCAUCGGAUUCGAGAGGCUGCUGCUGCUGGUGUUGCUGUUGAUCUCACUUCUGAAGUCAACACUUUCAGUGCCGAUGUCUCCUGUAGAAUGGUCAUCGGAAAGAAAUUUAAUCGCGACGGCUUCAGCGAAAGAGGGUUCGAAGCUACCGUCCGAGAGACUAUGCAGAUGGCAUCUGCGUUUAAUUUGGCGGAUUACAUCCCUCAAAUUAGGGGACUCGAUCUUCAAGGGAAAACAAAGCGCAUGAAAGCUAUUUCCAAGGAUUUUGACCACUUCAUUGAGAAGGUACUUGAAGAACAUGUUCAAUCUAAAGAUGAAGACAGAACCAAGGACUUCAUAGAUGUCAUGUUGGGAUUCAUGGGAUCCGAAGAAACCGAGUACCGAGUGGAACGAGACACUAUCAAAGCAAUCAUCUUGGACAUGUUUGUAGCUUCAAUGGAUACAUCGGCGGCUACGAUGGAUUGGACAAUGACGGAACUCAUCAGACAUCCACAUGUGACAAAGAAACUCCAACGAGAACUCGAAGAUGUCGUAGGCACGAAUCGGGAGGUCGAAGAAUCGGAUCUGGAGAAAUUGGAGUACUUGUACAUGGUUAUAAAAGAAAGCUUAAGGCUUCAUCCAGUAGCGCCAUUGAUGGUCCAUGCAGCUAGGGAAGAUUUCACGGUGAACGGCUUUCACAUACCGAAAGACGCUCGCAUCUUUAUAAACGCAUGGGCCAUAAGUCGGGACCAAAGGCUUUGGACCGAUGCGGACAAGUUUCGUCCGGAAAGAUUCGUCGGAAGCAACAUCGAUGUUCGAGGACAAAACUUCGAGCUGAUACCAUUUGGUUCCGGUCGUAGAAUCUGCCCUGGAAUGCAGUUGGGUCUCACCAUCGUUCGGCUUGUGGUGGCACAAUUGGUUCAUUGCUUCGAUUGGAAACUUCCAAACAAUAUGCAGCCAACUGAGUUGGACAUGACGGAGGAGUUCGGCAUCAUUUGUCCUAGAGCCGAUCAUCUUCUAGCCAUACCAGAAUGGCGCCUAAAUACAUGACAUGUUAAUGUCUUUCUAGUGUAACUCAGGCACUCUUUUCCCCUAAUUAGGAUUAGAAGGGGUUUUUAAUGAGGCCCUAUUAUUUAAAAAAAUAAUAAUAUAACUCAUUUAGUUCUUGAA